Phyllostomus discolor (pale spear-nosed bat) is the source of this 2221-nucleotide messenger RNA. RefSeq names its product retinoic acid induced 2 (gene RAI2). NCBI's taxonomy places the organism in Eukaryota, Metazoa, Chordata, Mammalia, Chiroptera, Phyllostomidae. The transcript is spliced from 2 exons. Gene Ontology annotation, cellular component: nucleus. The coding region runs from base 239 to 1849 and encodes 536 amino acids. Gene Ontology annotation, biological process: animal organ development. The record is from RefSeq and is a predicted model, not a curated record.
CGCACGCAGUCACACACUCGCCCCGACAGAGGCGCACACACGCUCACGCACAACCGGCAGUGGCGGCGGCGACAGCAGCUCGGUGACAGCGGCAACGGCGGCUCCCACCGCAGCACACCCCGCUUCAGGAGGUCUGCGGCGAGGCCAAGCCUGAGAGUUCCCGUACCCACGACCACCCCCGCGGCUUCCUGGAGGCGGCGGCUGCAAUCGCGAGGUUGAGUGGCAUCAGAGGCGAGUGAUGGACGAUCUGCAGUCACAGAACCUCUCCAUGGACAUGACCAACUCCUCUCCUGCCUUGCCCAGUAACAGACUGGAGAAUGGUAUGGCCCAGCUGAUCACCACGGAGGCCUGGAACAUCAACUCCACAGACCUGGUAAAGAAGGCCCUGGUGACGGUGCCAGCCCCAUCCAUUCUGAACCCCCCAGCUGAGUCCCAGAGCGGCAUGGCUCUAAAGGUGGCUGCCACUGUGUUGCAGCCCCUGUGCCUUGGGGAGAGCCCAGUGGUGAUGCCCAUUCACAUGCAGGUGGAGGGAAGCUCUGCACCGGAGCUCAGCCCUAACAGCAAUGCCACCUAUGUUAUGACCACGCAGGGCCCCGUGCAGCUGCCUGUGGUGCUGGAGCAGCAUGUCUUUCAGCACCUCAACUCCCCUCUAGUCCUGCCGCAAGAGGCCCCAUGCUCCUCCAAUGCCAUCCACAACAACCUCUUCCAGGCAGCCGAGGACCCUGAGACCCAGCCCCAGCUUCUGGACUUGCGCAUCCCCAGCCAGCCGCAGGAGCCCACCUUGCCAUUUGAAACUGUGCUCCAGAAUUUGUUUCCUGCACAGGGCACUCUUGGCCCUCCACCCUGUCAGCCUCCUCCUGGAUAUGCCCCUGUUCCCCCUCAGCCCUUUAACUCCCCCUUGUCCCCCCUGGUCCCGCCAGCCACCCUCUUGGUGCCCUACCCUGUGAUUGUCCCUCUGCCUGUGCCCAUCCCAAUUCCCAUCCCCAUCCCAGUGCCUCAGAGUUCUGAGUCCAAGUUCAGCCCCACUUUAUCCAAGCCACCAUCUUCCUUUGGCCUGCACCCCUUUAAAAGCACCCACACCCCUCUGGAGAAGGAGGAACUGAAGCCCUUUGACAUCCUCCAGCCCAAGGAGUAUUUCCAGCUCAGCCGCCACACAGUCAUAAAGAUGGGGGGUGAGAAUGAGGCCCUGGAUCUCUCCAUGAAGUCGGUGCCCUGGCUCAAGGCUGGAGAAGUCAGUCCCCCAAUCUGCCAGGAGGAUGCAGCCCUUGAUCUAUCGCUGGCAGCCCACCGGAAAUCUGAGCCUCCCCCUGAGACUCUGUAUAACAGCAGCAGGUCAGUGGACAGCCCACGUCACACAGUGAUGGACAAACUGCCCAGAGGCAUGGAAAUGCCCUUUGCUCCUGCCACACCCUGUGAGGCCUCAGCCAUGAUGGAUAGCCACACAGGCAGCAAUGCUGCUCAGCUGCCCAGCCAGCCCAGCCAGCCCAGCCAGCCCAGCCAGCCCAGCCAGCCCAGUGGGGAGGUCAAGGCUGAAAAUAACAUUGAGAUGGUGAGCAACUCCCAGGCAGCCAAGGUGAUUGUCUCUGUGGAAGACGCCAUGCCAACCAUCUUCUGUGGCAAAAUCAAAGGUCUCUCAGGUGUGUCCACCAAAAACUUCUCCUUCAAAAGAGAAGACUCCGUGUUUCAGGGCUACGACAUCAACAGCCAAGAAGAAUCCAUGGGAAACACAGAGCUCCUUAGGAAACCUGUCAAAAGCCGAAACAUAAAGUUCAAGAAAGUGAACUCCCAGGAAAUACACAUGCUCCCAAUCAAAAAACAACGGCUGGCCACCUUUUUUCCAAGAAAAUAAAUAAUGGCUUUUUAAAAUUUUUAUGAUUAUAAUAUGGGGAAAGGUGCAUUGGUUUUAUAAAAAGGCAUUUAAAACAAAUUAUCUUUGUUAAUUAUUUUGGGGAGUAGUUAGAAAGCAGGAAGGUGAAUUGGCUCUAGAGGCCCUGUAAGCUAGUAUCAUUUUCUUUUUUAAUUUUUGACUUUUCACAAAUGAGUAAAUAAGAGCAACCUAUUUUUCAAGCAGAUUGCACAUUUUUUGCAGCUUUAAUGGAAUAUUGGGUGAAUCAGAGGGGUAAAAAAGCUAUUUUCAUUGCCACAAAGUGCUUUGAUGAUGUAAUACCUAAUAAAGGGUAGGAUGAAUAUUUCACAAUAAAUGUUUGUUUGCACUAAUUGA